This is a messenger RNA of Culicoides brevitarsis, 5184 nucleotides long. It is a transcript of the gene mon2, whose product is annotated as protein MON2 homolog. Lineage: Eukaryota; Metazoa; Arthropoda; Insecta; Diptera; Ceratopogonidae. The record is from RefSeq and is a predicted model, not a curated record. The transcript has 25 exons. The coding region runs from base 178 to 5133 and encodes 1651 amino acids.
AUGAGUAUCUUAUUGUAGUCAAUAAAAAAAAUAAAAUAAAAUAGCUACCUAAUAAGUACUAAAUUUGUUAUUUUGAAAUCAAAUCAGGAAAAUAUUUAGUUAUAUUUUCAGAUUGCUUAGAUAGUUUUGUGUGAAAAUAAAAUUUAUCUUUAAUUAUUUACAAGUAAGAAAACAAUAAUGUCGAAGUCACUCACGACUAAUGCAGAGCAGUCGCAAAAAUUUUUAGAAGCUUUGGAAACCGAUUUUCGUAUAUUAGCUAAUGAGUCGAAGAAAAAAUAUCCGCAAAUUAAGGAGUCAUGUGAGGAAGCAAUCGCUGUUCUAAAAAGUGCGAAUUCAGGAUCCCAGCCCAUUCAUUAUGUGGUUAAUCAAAUUCUAUAUCCUAUUGUACAAGGAUGCGAAACAAAGGAUCUAAAAAUAAUAAAGUUUUGCUUAGGAUUGAUGCAACGUCUGAUAACAAGACAAGUGAUUGACCAAAAAGGAGCUCGGUAUAUUAUCGAUGCUCUAUGGCGGCUCAUGGAGACCGAAACGGAAGAAGUUAAAGUAUUACAAACAGUUAUUCUCCUAUUAACAACUAAUAAUAUAGUUCAAGGAGAAACAUUGUCCAAGGCGAUGGUAGUUUGUUUUCGAUUACAUUUUACCAAAGACUCUACGACGAUUAACACUGCUGGCGCUACUGUAAGGCAAUUGGUAACAUUGGUGUUCGAUCGCAUGAUUACCGAUCAUGCGGCAAACAGUUCCACAGAUCGUACCGUUGACUUGGAACAGUUAAAGGUGUCAAAAGGAACUCCACCAAAGGGCUUGUAUUCAACAGCGGUAGAUGCUUAUUUAUUAUUCCAGGAUUUGGUACAAUUAGUUGAUGCGGAUCAACCAUAUUGGUUACUCGGCAUGACAGAGAUGACAAGAACUUUUGGUUUAGAGUUGCUAGAAACAGUACUAACUCAAUUUUCAGCCAUAUUUUUCAAGUAUCCAGAAUUUUCUUUUUUGCUCAAAGAACGGGUCUGUGCUCUAGUAAUAAAAUUGUUUUCUCCGCACAUAAAAUAUCGGAAUACCAUCCCAUCAAAUUUACAACCACCUGGAACAGUAGAUAAGCCAUAUUUUCCCAUUUCGAUGAGGCUACUUAGAGUUGUGUCAAUUUUAAUUCAAAAGUAUCACCAACUACUAGUAACAGAAUGUGAAAUUUUUCUGUCGCUAAUAGUAAAGUUUCUGGAUAACGAUAAGCCAGCAUGGCAACGAGCUUUGGCUCUAGAAGUCUUACAUAAAAUUAUUUUACAACCCGAAUUAUUAGUCUGUUUCUGUGAAUGUUAUGAUUCAAAAGAUCAUGCAACUAAUAUAUUUCAAGAUAUAGUAAAUUCAUUAGGUGCAUACGUUCAAGAUUGCUUCAGUCAUUUGUUACAAAAUAUUGCUGUCACUAGUAGCACUGGAAACAGUAACUGUACUGUUCCACCACAGCCAGGAUUCUCAUAUAGAGGGAUGUGGAUACCACUAGUACAGUCGUUCAACGAAGGGCAAUCUAAGCCAGUGUAUUUAGAAAUGCUUGAUAAAAUGGAACCUCCGCAAAUAUCUGAAGGAUAUGGUUUAUCAAUUACAUACGCUUGCAUUUUGGAUUUGGUCCGUUCUAUUUUAAUUGUUAUACAGGGAAAUACUUUGCCACCAAACAAUGAGUUAAUUAAGAACCAAAUUCGUUCGGAAGAUGCAAGAAAUCUUUAUGUGCAAUUAAUCAACUCAAGCUUCUAUGGAUUGUUAACUGGACUUUAUUUGAUGUGUGAUGCAGCAACUGAUGAAACAUUAACAGAAACUUGCCUCAAACACAUGCAAACAUUUACGGCGCUCUGUGGUGCUUUAGACUUACCUGAGCCCCGUGAUGCCUUUGUAAUCGCAUUUUGCAGAGCUUCAUUGCCUCCUCAUUAUGCCCAUACAAUUUUGAAUAUGACUUAUCAAGAGCUGGGAUUUAAAGUCGACACCCAUGAUAUGCUAACUCAAUAUACUGGGCCUUGUAUAGAAAAUGAUUUUCGCCACCAAGUUGUUGCGGUCGGAACUCCUUUGCCAACACUAUCGAUACCAGUAGGAGCUCAAUUAGGUCCAGUAAUGCUAACAGCCAAGAAUUUACAGUGCAUGAGAUCAUUAUUACGUCUUUCUCUUACGCAUGGGGAAGUUUUAGGAAACUCUUGGUACACUAUACUGGUUACACUGCAACACUUAGCAUGGAUUUUAGGAUUAAAGCCACAAACUGGUGGCUCAUUGCAACUAGCUCUUAGUCGUUUAAAUAAUGGCGAAAAGCAUAAUGAAACGCGGAUGCAACCAAAAGCAGCUACUGACACCAAUUCAAUUACACAUAUUAUGUCAGAAUUACCAAUUUUGUCUACCAUGUUAAGUCAACUGUUUGAAUCAAGUCAGCACUUGGACAACAAUGCUUUAAAUUAUUUGAUAGAUGCUUUGUGUCAAUUAUCACAAGAAGCGAUUGAACUGUCUUAUUCAAACCGAGAGCCAUCUUUAUUUGCUGUUGCGAAAUUGCUUGAGACUGGACUCGUAAAUUUAUUCCGAGUGGAAGUAUUUUGGAAAACUCUCACUAGUCAUUUACUCGAAGUUAGUUCUCAUCCUCAUGCACGAAUUCGAGAAUGGGGUGUUGAAGCUAUAACGUAUUUAGUAAAAGCCUCAUUACAGUAUAAAUAUGACAAACCUUUAAAAGAUAAUGCUGUUUUGCAAAUUUUACUGUUGAGUCCAUUAGCUGAAUUGUCUUCUCUAAACCACUCGGACACGCGACAAAAACAACUGGAGUGUGUUUUACAAAUUUUGAAUGGAUCAGGUGAAUCACUAACUCAUGGGUGGCCCUUAGUUCUUGGAAUCAUCGGUGCAGUUAAUGAACACCAUGGUGAAAAUUUGAUCAGAAUAGCCUUUCAAUGCUUACAACUGGUUAUAACAGAUUUUUUGCCUGCAAUGCCUUACCGAUGUUUGCCGUUAUGUAUUAACACAGCAACUAAAUUUGGACUAAAAGCUCACGAAUUAAAUAUAUCCUUAACGGCAAUUGGAUUAAUGUGGAAUAUAUCCGAUUUCUUUAACCAAAACCACGAAAAAAUGUCAAUCACUAACAUGGAUGAGUCAACCCUGCCAGAUAUAAGUGGCGUUUCAAAUAUUUCUAGCUUUGAUAAGUUGUGGAUGUGUUUGUACUCUCGAUUAGGUGAACUUUGUAUCGACUCUAGACCCGCAGUAAGAAAGUCAUCGGGACAGACAUUAUUUUCAACAAUAUCAGCUCAUGGAGCACUACUUUCUGAAUCAACAUGGCAAGUAGUGUUCUGGCAAGUAUUAUUUCCCUUAUUAGACAAAGUUAGACAACAAGCUAGUCAAGCGAGCUCCGAUAAAGUGGAUACAAGUGGUAACAUUCUCAUUCAUCAUUCAAGAAAUACAGCACAGAAACAAUGGGCUGAGACUCAAGUUUUAACUCUCUCUGGAGUCUCCAAAGUUUUCAAUACAAAAAGGAUUAUUUUGCAAAAUAGUGGAAAUUUUAACAGAGCAUGGUGUUUUCUUUUGGACGUAAUAGAGUUUUCUGCAUUACAAAAAAAUAACGAAGUCAGCUUAGCAGCACUUAAAUCAUUCCAAGAACUCUUGUACAACAACAGUAAUAAAAGUAGUGAUGAUACAAACAUUUCGUCUAAUAGUGACUCUACUUAUGGAGAAACCUGGAACGUGGCUUGGAGGUUUUGGUUAAAUAUUGGCAUAGAAAGCACAAAGCCUCAUAUUGCAAGUUCUUUAGACAGAUGUGAUGACACUUACGUACCUAAUCAAGCAUUUUUAACGUCCUUAGUUCAGAUAUUUCCAGCAGUUUUCAAACAUAUCAAACCUAGUUUUGGUACAACAGAUUUGAAACAAUUAUGUACUGUUUUAACCAACGCAAUCGCAAUACCUGUGCACAACGAUUCUACACAGUUCAUAAUGUCAACAAUAACAGAUAACUCGCUGACACCUCUUCAUGAAGCUGUUCUAAAUUGUAUUGAAUUCGUUCACAAAGAAGUUAUGACAACUGAAUCUCUUAAAAACGGAGAAAUGAUUAUCAUUUUGUUACGACAAUUAAUGCUUUUCAGCAAAUAUUCUUGUGAUCCACCAUCCAUAAUGAAAGUUUCUGAAUUCAAUGAAGGAAAAAAUAUUUCCACCACGGAGGUAGAAUGGGUUAACAUGAACUAUAUUCCUUUCGGUGAAAAAUCUAUGGUAAUGGUCAUUAAAAUGUACCAAGAAACUGCUGACCUCGAAGUAGUUAUCAAACAUGACAUUUUAUAUGAAUUAAUCAAGACAAUUGAUUUGGCAUUGUCAUUAAAAUAUAAAUGUAUUUCGUCGUCUACUUGGAAACUUGCAAUAUCCAGCUUAAUGAAUAUUUUAGAACAUGGCUUAAAAGUGGCGAGAAAGCAUCCAAAUAAUUUUAAUAAUAUAUGGAAAGUUUUAAGCCAAGCUUUAGAUAGCUUUUUAUUUCCUAAAAGUGUUUGCUCUGUAGAAGAUAGGGGCUUGGACGAGCUCGUUCUAGAUGAAUCUAUAGACUGUCAAGUAAUAGAAUUACUAAGAGAUAAAAUUUUACCAUAUAGUAACGAGAUACCACAUGAAUUUAUAUUGGAUGUUAUCGUAUUACUAAACAAGGGAUCGAUACAUUCUUUGAAUUAUACCCAAUUGAGUGCUGAGACAGAAACAAAACUAAGAGAAAGUUUUGCAAAAGUUUGUUUCGAAACACUUUUACAGUUCUCUUUAAUAAGUGAUCUGCAAAAUUCUAACAAUAACAAUUUAGCAGUUAACUCAAAAGAAGGAUCUGUAGCAGGACGAUUUGCAGUCACUGCUUUGCUACAUAGAUUUGAAGAAAUCCUUAAAAAAUAUAAUGAAGACGAAAGAAAUAGUGGAGCGUGUCCUUUACCAAGGUACAGAACAUCUGAAAUUUCAUUUGUCCUGAAAUCUAUUGCAACAUUAAUUGCCUCAUUAAAAAAAGUAUCUUCGGAUAAAGUGGGAAGCACAGCAUGGAAACAACUUAUUAAUUUGUAUCCUUGUUUGGUAGAUUGUAUCACAACUUCUUCUUGUGAGGUAUCUCGAUCGCUAAAAGAAGCUCUUAAAGGAUUUAGCGAUUUAAUACAACCUCCCGAGGGAAUAACUCAAGAUAAAUAAAUAUUUGGAACUAAUUAUACGUUUUAAGUUUAAAUAAAUAUAUUAUUUAAA